Molecule: messenger RNA, 468 nt
Organism: Malassezia sympodialis ATCC 42132
Lineage: Eukaryota; Fungi; Basidiomycota; Malasseziomycetes; Malasseziales; Malasseziaceae
Source: the annotation of a RefSeq genome assembly
AUGUCAGAGCCUGUGGAUAUUGUCGAUAUGAUGGCACACGAGGCGCACAAGAAGAAGAUCCCGCUGAACGCGGCGCUGGAGCCCGUGGCCCCGGCGAGCCACUUCCGCGGGAGCUGGACAUGGACGCCGUGCGACUAUGCGGAUGCAGCCGUGUCAGUGUACUCCAUCGAGACCAGCCCAGACCCGCCCGUCAAAGGACAGAACUUGACUGUCCGCGGUGUGGGCGACGUGCACUCAGAGAUCUCCGAGGGCGCGACGUUCGAUGUGCAAGUGCGCCUCGGACCACUGCGCGUGUUUUCACAAAAAUUUGAUUUGUGUGAGACACUGCGCGAGAACAACGUUACCGUACAAUGUCCGGUCGCCCCCGGCCACUACGACGUGACACACACCGUGUACCUCCCGCAGCAGAUCCCCCCUGGUAGGUCCGUGGCACUAACGCAGCGAAAUUCGGCAUCCAUGUCACAGGUC